AUUGCGCGCUAGUCAACUCGCGUAUAUCGCGAGAACUGCGCUGCAUGUGUAAGGUGCGCGUCUAUCCCCGAUGGUAUCGUCGCAUGUGUGCGCGAACAGCUGUUUUUCAGGACGAUUUUCUCGAGCGGCUGGCGACAUCUCUAGCCUCGAGCGCGAAGCCAUAAUACCGCUCUAAUAAUAUUUUGUAAACAAAUGCUUGUUAACCUCUAAAUGGUGAGGGUCUUGCAAUUCUGCGCUUUUGCGUAUUGUUAUACAGACGGCACAGCUGAUUAGAUCGUCGCGGGUGACUGGCGCAGCUCCUGAAAUGGAAUGUUUGCGACAUUCCCGGCGGUGUAGUGCAAGAUAGUAUAGUCGCUGUUCGCACACAAAGUAUCUUUUGUUCGCGGUGCACGUGACUGAAGCAUAAUGAAUAACGUGCUUACUUCGCCAAUUAGGAGGCUGAGCCAGAAGAUAGCCGCCGGCGAGAUUCGUCCUUCGGAGUUGGCUAAAGCGGCGUUAAAAGCGACUUCUGUUGUCAAGCCGCUGAAUGCGUUUAUCACUGUGACCAGUGAGCUGGCCAAGCAGCAGGCACAAGAGUCCGAUGAGAGGCAGAAGAAAAACGCUCUUCUGGGAGAGCUCGACGGUGUUCCCAUUGCAGUCAAGGACAAUUUCUGCACAAAGGAUCAGCCGACCACCUGUGCCUCCCGCAUGCUCGCGGAUUUUGUACCAGGCUACGAUGCUACGGUUUAUAAAAAGCUGAAAGAUGCUGGUGCCGUUCUGAUUGGAAAAACCAACUUGGAUCAGUUUGCCAUGGGGGCAGGGACUGUGGAUUCGUACUACGGCCCCUCAAAAAACUUGUGGGGCUCAGAGCUCAUGAAAAACUACUUCCUCGAUGACUAUUUCCACGACCAGGAGAUGCAGUACGACGAUGAAGCUCUGUCCAAGACAGAGAAUUGGCACAUAGCAGGAGGCAGCAGUGGGGGAUCUGCAAUAGCUGUUUCCACGGGCACAUGCUUUGCUGCCCUUGGCUCUGACUCAGGUGGUUCCACGCGCAAUCCAGCAUCCUACUGUGGCAUUGUUGGUCUAAAGCCAACAUACGGAUUAGUAUCUCGUCAUGGGCUUAUACCCCUGGUCAAUUCCAUGGAUGUUCCUGGAAUCCUCACAAGGACCGUGGACGAUGCCAUCACCGUACUCAAUGCAAUAGCUGGGCCAGAUGAGUCCGAUUCGACAAGCAUCAAGGAUCCCUACAUCCCUUUUGCACUGCCAUCCCCUGUAGACGUGAGCGGGCUCAGGAUAGGCCUGCCAAAAGAGUACAGGUGUUCCGCACUCUCAGAGGAGGUGGACUCCAACUGGUCGGAAGUGAGUCAGCUUCUGCAAGAAGCAGGAGCCAGAGUCUUCCCAGUGUCCAUGCCACACACAGAGUACUCCAUUGUCUGCUACUCCGUCCUGAACCAAUGCGAGGUAGCCAGCAACAUGGCUCGCUACGACGGCCUGGAGUACGGAUACAGGGCGGACGAGAACUCCUCGACGGAGGAGCUCUAUGCACAAUCCAGAAGCAAGGGCUUCAACGACGUCGUGCGAAGUCGGAUCCUCGCGGGCAAUUACUUCCUGCUCACGGAAAAUUACGAAGAUUACUUCGUCAGAGCGAUGAAAGUGAGAUCGUUGAUAGCCGAAGACUUUGAGAAGGUCUGGCACGACGGGAUAGACGUGAUCCUCACGCCCACCACUCUGAGCGAUGCGCCCAGGUAUCACGACUUUAUCAGCGCCGACAAUCAGAGCCAGUGCUCUGUCCAGGACUUUUGCACUCAGCCGGCGAACAUGGCAGGUGUACCGGCUGUAAGCAUUCCCAUAAAGCUAUCAAAGAAGGGCAUGCCUUUAUCUCUGCAGUUGAUGGCUCCUAAACUCUGCGAAGAAAGGCUGCUGGGUGUAGCCAAAUGGAUCGAGGACGUCGUUAAAUUUCCCAGACUCGUUAUCAAGCCCGAGUGUUUGAAGGACUAAUUAAGUUAUUAUCUUUUCAUGUACAAUACUGACAGCGAUGUUUUUUCUUUGUAAAUAAAAAUUUUAUAUCCUCACUGUUA
This is a messenger RNA of Nasonia vitripennis (jewel wasp), 2057 nucleotides long. It is a transcript of the gene GatA, whose product is annotated as glutamyl-tRNA(Gln) amidotransferase subunit A, mitochondrial. The record is from RefSeq and is a predicted model, not a curated record. Gene Ontology annotation, biological process: mitochondrial translation; glutaminyl-tRNAGln biosynthesis via transamidation. Gene Ontology annotation, cellular component: mitochondrion; glutamyl-tRNA(Gln) amidotransferase complex. Gene Ontology annotation, molecular function: glutaminyl-tRNA synthase (glutamine-hydrolyzing) activity. The transcript is spliced from 2 exons. NCBI's taxonomy places the organism in Eukaryota, Metazoa, Arthropoda, Insecta, Hymenoptera, Pteromalidae. Bases 406 to 1977 code for a protein of 523 amino acids.